Messenger RNA from Exophiala spinifera, 639 nucleotides. RefSeq lists its product as uncharacterized. Lineage: Eukaryota; Fungi; Ascomycota; Eurotiomycetes; Chaetothyriales; Herpotrichiellaceae. The record is from RefSeq and is a predicted model, not a curated record. The transcript has a single exon. The coding region runs from base 1 to 639 and encodes 212 amino acids.
AUGGCAGUUCACUCCAAAUCAGCAAUCCCACUCUUCAUCUUCCUUGCACUUCUCCUCCUCCUGCUCCCCUGUGCCGCGAUUCUGUGGCACGGGAAACGCAAAUUCCGUGAGCAAAGGAGGCGGCGAAGAUCGAGACAAAAGACCGUCCAGAAAAUCAUCCAUACCAUGUCAACGCCAAUAGAGAUGGGCAAGAUCCGAACUCCAACAGUAGGAGUUGCACCUUGGCGAGAGCGGAUUCAAGCAAGGAAACUCCCACUCGCAUGGCGUGGACCGGACGGCAAGUUCAUCAUUCCAAACCAAGCCAGCAACGGACAACCCUCACCGAGCCAAGGAGCAAGAAUCAGUGUCGAAGAGGGACAACCCUCGAUACCGAGCCCGCGCUCCACCCCCCACUUCAACACACCCGGAGAACCACUACUGCCGACGCAGUUCGCCACCGUUGUGGACCUCGAAUCACAACCGUUUGAUCUGAAGCCCGCACCACAGUUCAAGAAAAAACAGAGUCAUGCCAGAGUGCACAAAGCUCCACAGCGGAAAGCCGGCCUGGCUGAAGCACCGCAUGUCGAUAGUCAAUAUGGGAUUCCAGGGGACAACGUCGAGUAUGACACUCAGGCUCAAACGCAGAAGGAUUUUGUUUAA